Messenger RNA from Balearica regulorum gibbericeps (East African grey crowned-crane), 913 nucleotides. The record is from RefSeq and is a predicted model, not a curated record. NCBI's taxonomy places the organism in Eukaryota, Metazoa, Chordata, Aves, Gruiformes, Gruidae.
AUGAAGAUGCAGAAGGAGCCAGGCCACACAGAGCCUUGUCCAUACCACUCUUUGUGCGUCAUCCAUAAAACCUACCUGGGCUUUGUUGAGGAAAGAAGUGAUCUGGGAACAGAUGUCGUCAUUGUUAAAAAUGGCAGAAGAAUAUGUGGCACAGGAGGCUGCUUAGCCAAUGCACCUUUGCAUCAGAACAAGAGCUAUUUUGAGUUUAAAAUCCAGUCCACAGGGAUUUGGGGUAUUGGUGUUGCAACCCAGAAAGCAAACUUGAAUCAAAUUCCACUUGGUCGAGAUGUCCAUAGCCUGGUGAUGAGGAAUGAUGGAGCUCUCUACUAUAAUAAUGAGGAGAAAAAUAGACUACCAGCAAACAACCUUCCUCAGGAGGGUGAUGUGGUGGGCAUUACAUAUGACCAUGUAGAAUUAAAUGUAUAUUUAAAUGGGAAGAACAUGCAUUGUCCAGCUUCAGGAAUCCGAGGGACUGUCUAUCCAGUGGUCUAUGUUGAUGACAGUGCCAUUCUGGAUUGUCAGUUCAGUGAAUUUUAUCAUACGCCUCCACCAGGGUUUGAAAAGAUCCUCUUUGAGCAGCAAAUCUUCUGAAUGUCUUCGUACCAACAGUUUGCACCCUGCACUGUUACAAAAGCUUUGUCAUCUUAAAUAAAGCUUCACGUUACUUUUAGGAAGCAUAUCUGUAUUUUUAGUAAUUACUUGUGACUAUUGUCUGCAGAACUACUAUGUUAACUGCAACACCAGAUAACUGUGUUGCAAAUACAAGAUUUCUAACAAUGUUUCGUGGUUGAAAAUGAGUAUUUUGGGGCAGGGUUUUUCCUCUGAUGUGUACUUGAUGCAUAAAGAAACUAAAGGAUAUUAUUGACAUCAGUAUUACAUUCAGUAUUUUGAACAAACUGGAGCUCUGUAAAGC